Messenger RNA from Macrosiphum euphorbiae (potato aphid), 954 nucleotides. NCBI's taxonomy places the organism in Eukaryota, Metazoa, Arthropoda, Insecta, Hemiptera, Aphididae. The record is from the annotation of a GenBank genome assembly.
AUGUUUAGCGGAAAAUGCACGAGUUCGGCCAGACUGGACGGCAAGAUCGCCAUCGUGACAGGGGCGAACACAGGCAUCGGCAAAGUCACAGCUAAACAAUUUUACGCACUAGGUGCAAAGGUCAUAUUGGCGUGUCGGGACGUCGGAAAGGCGGAAAAAGCUGUGUCGGAAAUCUUGGCUGAAGUAAAAAGCGACGGCCUCGGACAACUAAUCGUGGAGGAAUUGGAUUUGGCGUCUUUCGCGUCGGUCAAGCGUUGCGCGAAAAACAUUUUACAAAAGGAAAAACAAAUUCACCUACUGGUGAACAACGCCGGCGUAAUGGCUUGUCCCAAAGGAAAAACCCAGGACGGUUUCGAAACCCAAUUCGGUGUCAAUCACUUGGGGCACUUUCUGUUUACUUCGCUCCUAUUGCCAAGAAUCCGAAACUCGGCCCCCGCUCGCAUAGUUAACGUGUCGUCAAGGGCGCAUACGAGAGGUUUAAUCAAUUUUGAAGACAUUAACUUCGACAGAAAUUACUCGGCUAUGGCAGCUUACAGCCAGAGUAAACUGGCUAAUGUGCUGUUCUCGAGAGAACUGGCGCGAAGACUCGUAGGGACCGGAGUUCACGUGUAUAGCCUACAUCCGGGAAUCGUGAGCACCGAAUUGGGCAGAACGGUAGACGAAGUGUACUUCCCCGGCUUAUGGCUGUUGGGCCGCGUUAUUCUUUUUCCAUGGGUAAAGACGCCGGAACAAGGAGCUCAGACCACUUUGCACUGUUCGAUAGACGAAAAGGCUGGAGAGGAAACCGGACUUUAUUACAGCGAUUGCAUGGCGAAAGAACCAUCGGCAUUAGCCAAAGACCCGGAAUUGGCGAAAAAACUUUGGGAAAAAAGCGUGGAAAUGGUCAGCUUAAAGGACUACGAUAUGUUCGACUGCGACGGAGACACCCUCCCCAAACCAUUGGAAGAUGCCUAA